Molecule: messenger RNA, 1080 nt
Organism: Sinocyclocheilus anshuiensis
Lineage: Eukaryota; Metazoa; Chordata; Actinopteri; Cypriniformes; Cyprinidae
Gene: zmat4b
Product: zinc finger, matrin-type 4b
Exons: 8
Coding region: 156-842 (228 amino acids)
Cellular component (GO): nucleus
Molecular function (GO): zinc ion binding; nucleic acid binding
Source: RefSeq, a predicted model, not a curated record
GCUCAGCAUCACUUACACACACUCUAUGGACUGUACGAUCAACAAUCAUCUGCCUGUUUGUCCCGAUCACCUGCACCAGGGAUACAGUUUGAAAUUACAAGUGCUGGUAACUUUGUAGGCACAUCAGCUGCAGUUUUCUCCUCAUCUCAGAAACGAUGAAAUCUACAGAAGUGGAUCCGGGGUUAUUCACUGACAGCUACUGCAAAGUGUGCAGCGCUCAGCUUAUCUCUGAGUCACAGAGAGUCGCCCACUAUGAGAGUCGAAAGCAUGCAAACAAAGUUCGUCUGUAUUACAUGUUACACCCGGUGGAUGGUGGCUGUCCUGCAAAGAAGCUUCGAACAGACAAUGGCAGUGUGGAGGGAGACGUGGACAAGAACAAGUGCUGCACGCUGUGCAAUAUGUCGUUCACUUCGGCGGUGGUGGCCCAGUCGCACUACCAGGGCAAGAUCCACACCAAGAGACUCAGGCUACUGCUGGGGGAGCCACCUGCUAUCACAUCUAAAGAGGUGACAGCCAAUUCAGAGCAUAUGGUGACUGAAGACUCGCCGGGAAGUCCUUCUAUUCAUGGCAGACUCUCAGAACGCUACUGCCAAAUGUGUAAGGCCUGGUUCAACAACCCCGGCAUGGCCAGACAGCACUACGACGGAAAGAAGCACAAAAAAAACGCAGCCCAAGCUAACCUCCUCGCACAACUGGGUAAAAGUCUGGAGGACGGAGAUGAUCUAAACGGCCUGAAGCGGAGUCACACAUGUGAGGUCUGCAGUGUUACGCUCAACUCCGUGGCACAAUACCACGCACAUCUGCAGGGCUCCAAACACCAGAACAACUUGAAGAACAAAUGAAGUUUGAUGAAGCUCCCCUAUAUCCCCUAUUUCAUCUCUACUCUUGAAACUAUUUGAGGAUCUGUCUGUGGAAGUCAAGGCAACUUUAAGACACCACAUGACAGCGAUAUCAGUUCAUGUUCUCUUGAUCCACUGUGUUCAUGACAGCAAUAUGGACACUACCAGUAAAGACAGAGACCUGGACAAUGAUAAUGGAUCAUGGACAAGUGCAUUUUGCUAAAUUUGUACAUAAAAGAAA